Messenger RNA from Labrus bergylta (ballan wrasse), 3128 nucleotides. Its product is annotated as cadherin-12-like. Gene Ontology annotation, cellular component: catenin complex; adherens junction; plasma membrane. Lineage: Eukaryota; Metazoa; Chordata; Actinopteri; Labriformes; Labridae. Gene Ontology annotation, molecular function: calcium ion binding; cadherin binding. The record is from RefSeq and is a predicted model, not a curated record. Gene Ontology annotation, biological process: homophilic cell-cell adhesion; cell morphogenesis; multicellular organism development.
CAGAGGACAGGCGGAGACAGCGAGAAGAGCGACUUGGUUGCCUCAAAAUCAAACUUGAAAUGUAUUGAACUCUCCGUUGUAAAUCAGAGUGUCCAGUGACUCGCUGAUCCAGCACAAUGGUUUUCAGAGAGAUUGAUGCUUUAACAGAUUUGCCUCGCAUCAUCUCGGAUCAUCUUGGAGUUUAAUCCUUCUGCCCGAUGCUCACCUGCAGGUUGAACCCUGCUUUGGAUGCAUGUCUGUUCCCACCCUGGACUCAGCCAGCUCUCUGAACUUUACUCCAGCUUAUUUUUCUACCAGCGUUAUUCCCUGAUGAUCACAAGGGAAUAUGCCACUCUGUUUCUGGUGGGCUCCUGCUUCCUGUUGGGCUACAGCGCCCAAGUACCCCUGCAGGCUCAGCUCCAAAGCAAAGCUAAAGCUGGAGGGAUGUCUGCCAGGGGGGGACCCGGAGGUAAUAAAGUGAGGGCCCCAUCAUGGGAAGUGACAUCAUCAGAGGGCAGGACGAGGCCCAGGGGACACGAGAGGUCGAGGGUCCAGCGGAUUAAAAGAGGGUGGGUGUGGAACCAGUUCUUUGUCCUGGAGGAGUACAUGGGGUCUGAACCACAGUACGUUGGAAAGCUCCACACAGACCUGGACCACGGACACAACGCAGUCAAGUACACGCUGUCCGGAGAAGGAGUCGGCUCCAUCUUCACCAUCGACCAGAUCACAGGAGACAUCCACGCACUGGUGGGACUGGACAGGGAGGAGAAGUCCUUCUACACCCUGAGGGCCCAGGCAGUAGACCUCCACUCCGGCAUCCCUCUGGAGCCAGAGUCCGAGUUCAUCAUUAAGGUGCAGGACAUCAACGACAAUGAGCCCCGCUUUCUUGAUGGUCCCUACAGCGCCAGUGUCCCUGAGAUGUCUCCCACAGGAACCUAUGUGACACAGGUGACUGCCACAGAUGCAGACGACCCCACCUAUGGGAACAGUGCACGGAUCGUCUACAGCAUCCUCCACGGGCAGCCCUACUUCGCUGUGGAUCCGAAGACAGGGGUGAUCAGGACCGCUCUAGCCAACAUGGAUCGGGAGGUGAAGGGGGAGUACCAGGUUCUCCUUCAGGCCAAGGACAUGGGAGGUCAGCUAGGAGGUCUGGCUUCAACCACCACCAUCAACAUCAGCUUAAGUGACGUCAACGACAACCCACCGCGCUUUGCUAAGAGUAUUUUCCACCUGCGGGUGCCAGAGUCAGCGUUAGUCGGCUCAGCGGUGGGUCGGAUUCGAGCCCAGGAUCUUGAUGCUGGCAGCAAUUCAGAGGUGGACUACGCCAUCGUUCCAGGAGACGAGGGCAACAUGUUUGAUAUCCUCUCUGACGGUCAAACUCAGGAGGGGGUUGUGGUCCUGAAAAAGGCUCUGGAUUAUGAGGCGAAGAAGUCAUACACCUUCAAGGUCGAGGCGUCCAACGCACAGCUGGACCCCCGUUUCCUUCAUCUGGGGCCCUUUAAAGACUCAGCAAUAGUCAAGGUGACGGUGGUGGACGUAGACGAGCCUCCUGUGUUUACAAAGCCUGCAUACUCUCUGGAAGUGUACGAGGACACUCCUCCGGGAACCAUCAUCGGCUCGGUGACGGCUCAUGACCUGGACGCCAGCAGCAGUGCUGUCAGGUAUUCUCUGGAAUGGCUCUCAGAGUCCGACAGCUGUUUCGAUAUAGAUACUGUUGAAGGAACCAUUUCGACCAAUGACUUCCUGGACAGAGAGACGGCUGUGCAGCACAACAUCACUGUGGUGGCGACCAAAGUCAAUAACCCGCUGCUGUCUACCAAAGUGUCUGUGACCGUCGACGUCCUGGACGUGAACGAGUUCCCCCCUGAGCUGUCUGUUCCUUCAGACACCUUCAUCUGUGAAAACACUCGAGUGGGACAGGUGAUCCAGACAGUCGGCGCCGUGGACCAAGACCUUCCUCCUGUAGGUCAGAGGUUCUUCUUUAAGUCCCCCAAAGACCUCCGCAACAGAAACUUCACCGUCCGAGACUUUGGGAAUAACACAGCCGGCAUUGUGACUCGGCGUUCGGGCUUCCAGCGGCGGCUGCUGGACGUUUACACUCUUCCUGUUGUGGUUGAAGACAGCGGUUACCCCGCCCAGAGCAGCACAGCCACGCUCACCAUCCGAGUGUGUUCAUGCGGGGUUGGGGGCUCACUGCUCACCUGCUCAGCUGAGGCCAUCUUCCUGCCUGUGGGCCUCAGCACCGGAGCGCUGAUGGCCAUCCUGCUGUGUGUGGCUCUGCUGAUGGUUGUGGCUGCACUUUAUAUGAGCCAGAGGCGACACAAAGAGAAAGAGACUCUGAUGACGUCCAAGGAAGACAUCCGUGAUAAUGUCAUCCACUAUGACGACGAGGGCGGCGGCGAGGCUGACACGCACGCCUUCGACAUGGGCACCCUGCGAAACACACACCCGCACCGCUCGAGCACCCUCAGCAGCUCAUCCAGGAAUGAUAAGAAUGGCUAUGGAGAUGGCGUCCUGCUGCAUCUCAGCGUUCGCUCAGACAACGUCAGGACACCUGACAUCCACUGUCAAACAGCGUGCGUCAUUGCUGCGGUGAACAACACGGGGACACUCUCCUCCCGUGGCCGAGUGACUGAGGGCGACGCGGUAAAGAUCAGGGAGUUCAUCGAGCAGCGGCUGGAGGAGAGUCAGAAGGGUUUUGCCGCCCCGCCCUACGACUCACUGGCUACUUACGCGUACGAGGGCGACGGCUCGGUGGCCGGCUCGCUUAGCUCCAUCGAGGAGUCUUGGGUCAUUGACGACACGGGAGACUUCAGCUCUCUGGGUGACUGGGGACAGCCGUUUAAAACGCUGGCUAACAUUCUGGACACACAGCCACCCGCUCAGACUGAUGAGAGCUGAGAGGAGACUCACAGAGGGCGGCCAUGUUGGAUUUAGCUUCAUUUUUUUAGACAUUUUUUUACCGUGACAGGCACCUGCUAGCGUGAUGUGAGAACUGUUUAGUCAGUUGUCGGUGUGAAGUAGAGCUGUGGACUGAUUAGCAGGAGAGCAGUGGAUCUAGCUUCUUUAAAGUGAUAGCCCCUCAAAGUGCCUGAGGUACUCCAUGUUUGUAUUUGAAUUCAUGUUACUAAUAAAAUAUCUUCAACAUA